Messenger RNA from Elephantulus edwardii (Cape elephant shrew), 702 nucleotides. It is a transcript of the gene RPS23, whose product is annotated as ribosomal protein S23. Gene Ontology annotation, cellular component: cytosolic small ribosomal subunit; ribosome. The transcript has 4 exons. Gene Ontology annotation, biological process: translation. Gene Ontology annotation, molecular function: structural constituent of ribosome. Bases 1 to 660 code for a protein of 219 amino acids. Lineage: Eukaryota; Metazoa; Chordata; Mammalia; Macroscelidea; Macroscelididae. The record is from RefSeq and is a predicted model, not a curated record.
AUGGCUCUCCGCCGGCACACAGGGACUACAAGCCGGGCACGGGAUCCAGGGGGCGUGCGGAUGGGAGCAGGGCAUAGGAGGAAGGGCCUGCGGGAGGGCACGACCAGACAGUGGCCUGAAAGAAUCGUUUUGGGAACAUGCGGCCCAGUUCGGAGGAAACCCACGCGGUGCGCAGCCGGCUCGCACUUACCUUCCCCAAGCCGGCAGAUGUUUCCCCUGUGCGUUGACGUGGGCAAGUGUCGAGGUCUUCGUACCGCCAGGAAGCUGCGCAGCCACCGGCGCGACCAGAAAUGGCAUGAUAAACAGUACAAAAAAGCCCAUUUGGGCACAGCUUUGAAGGCCAACCCCUUUGGAGGCGCAUCUCAUGCAAAGGGAAUUGUGUUGGAAAAAGUGGGUGUUGAGGCCAAGCAGCCAAAUUCUGCCAUUAGAAAGUGUGUCAGAGUCCAGCUCAUUAAGAACGGCAAGAAAAUCACAGCCUUCGUGCCUAAUGAUGGAUGCUUGAAUUUUAUUGAGGAAAACGAUGAAGUUCUUGUUGCUGGAUUUGGUCGCAAAGGUCAUGCUGUUGGUGACAUUCCUGGAGUCCGCUUUAAGGUUGUCAAAGUGGCCAAUGUAUCUCUUUUGGCCUUAUACAAAGGCAAGAAGGAACGACCAAGAUCUUAAAGUUUGAAAAUGUCAUACUAAUAAAUUUCUAUAUGCCAGAAA